Molecule: messenger RNA, 1446 nt
Organism: Setaria italica (foxtail millet)
Lineage: Eukaryota; Viridiplantae; Streptophyta; Magnoliopsida; Poales; Poaceae
Product: WAT1-related protein At1g68170
Exons: 8
Coding region: 1-1446 (481 amino acids)
Cellular component (GO): plasma membrane
Molecular function (GO): transmembrane transporter activity
Source: RefSeq, a predicted model, not a curated record
AUGGAGGCAAGAGUGGCGCCGGAGACCGUGAAGAAGCCAACUGCAGCGAUCAGCAAGACGCUGCCGUCGUGGGCGGCGUUGGAGACGGCGAUGAUGCCGCUGGGCAUGAUUCUGGUGCAGGUGUUCACGAUGGUGACGCUGCUCAUCUGCAAGCUGGCCCUCAACGCCGGCAUGCGCCCCUUCGUCUUCCUCGUCUAUCGCAACCUCAUAGCCGCGGCCGCCAUCGCGCCGCUUGCCCUCAUCUUCGAAAGGGAAAUGUGGAAAAAGGUUAGCUUGGUUGUAUGGGGUUGGAUUUCCAUAAAUGCUGCACUCGGAAUCGUCCUGGCAAUGGGAUUGUACUACCACGGCCUGCGUGCCACCAGCGCCGCGUACUCAGUCAACUUCCUCAACCUAAUCCCCAUCAUCACCUUCAUCAUCGCCAUCAUGCUCCGGGCGGAGAAGCUGAUCCUCACGAAGCGGCCUGGCAAGAUGAAGCUCUUGGGCACAUUGUUGUGCGUCUGCGGGGCCAUGGUCGUUAGCCUGUUCAAAGGCCGACGGCUGCACCUCUGGGCUACUCGCCUACUGAGAUCCCAGGCGGCGGCAACAAGCCCCACUGGCCUUCACCACGGCAUGGUCGCCGGUACACUGUUCUUGUGCGGAAGCUGUCUGAGCUACGCUUUAUGGUUCAUCGUGCAGGCUAGGCUUGCGAAGGUGUUCCCAUCGAAGUACUUGGUGACGACACUGACGUGCCUGCUGGGAAGCCUGCAAUGCUUUGUGGUCGGCAUCUCCCUCGGCCACAGCAGAGCUGAAUGGAGGAUCAAGUGGGACCUGCAGCUUCUGACCGUCGUCUACUCGGGGGUGUUCAACACGGGCGUCACGUACGUGAUCAUCUGUUGGGUGAUCAGCCGCCGGGGACCCAUGUACCCCUCGAUGUUCAGCCCGCUGCUGCUGAUCAUAACCACCGCGAUGGACUCGCUGCUGCUUGGCACCAGCAUCUACUUGGGGAGCGUGCUAGGGACAAUGCUCAUCAUUGGAGGCCUGUACGCGUUCUUGUGGGGUAAAGGGAAGGAGCUGCAGCUCACUGCCGCCGCCGCCGCGGUGGCGCAGAAGCAGACGGAGGCGCUAGCUUCAGUAGCGAUGGCAACCACCUUGGCAGAAGCAUGGGAGGCGCUUGAAGCUAUGUUCUUGGUGCACUCCAAGGCGAGGAUCUCGAAUCUACGCAUGAUGCUCUCUACAACUAAGAAGGGCAAUAUGACCUCGUCGCAAUACCACACCAAGAUGUGUGCUUUCAAAUAUGAGUUAGCUGCGGUUGGCAAGAUAAUAUAUGAUGAUGAGAUGGCUCACUUUAUCCUCAACGGCUUUGAUUUUGAGUAUAAUCCAUUCGUAAAAUCGAUGUUUGGUCGUGUUGGAUCUGUUUCCUUGAGUGAACUGUACUCUCAGAUCCUAGCCUAUGAUAUGCACCUGUAG